AUGGAAAGCGCUCCGGUUGAAAUUUUCAAAGAAGAAAACAAGUGCCUCUCCACGCUGGUGGAGGACUGUCCAGUCAAUUCCUCAGCGUGGAUGUCCGGAUACUCUGAGAGCCGCAAUGUGACCCACGAUGAUAGCUGGGAGCAGGAGAGCAUGUCUCCCAUCAUCCCCAUCAUCACUGCAGUCUACUCCGUGGUGUUUGUGGUCGGUUUACUGGGCAACUGCCUCGUCAUGUAUGUCAUCAUCAGGUACACAAAGAUGAAGACGGCCACCAACAUUUACAUUUUCAACCUAGCCCUCGCUGAUGCCCUCGUCACCACCACAAUGCCCUUCCAGAGCACGGACUACCUGCUGAAUACCUGGCCCUUUGGUGAGGUGGUUUGCAAGGUCUUCAUCUCUAUCGACUACUACAACAUGUUCACUAGUAUCUUCACUCUCACCAUGAUGAGUGUGGAUCGCUACGUGGCUGUGUGCCACCCGGUGAAAGCCCUGGACUUCCGCACUCCGAUCAAAGCCAAGAUGAUCAAUGUGUGCAUCUGGAUCCUGUCCUCAGCCGCAGGGAUACCUGCUUUUAUUCUGGGUGGCACCCAGACAAACAGCGACAUAACUGAGUGUGCCUUACAGUUCCCAGAGCCGUACGUGUACUGGGACACACUGAUGAAGAUAUGUGUGUUUGUCUUUGCCUUCGUUGUGCCUGUGCUCAUCAUCACCGUGUGCUACUCCCUCAUGGUCCUGAGGCUGAAGAGUGUCCGAAUGUUGUCCGGCUCCCGGGAGAAGGAUCGCAACCUGCGCCGGAUCACCAGACUUGUAGUGGUGGUGGUGGCUGUGUUCGUGGUCUGCUGGACGCCCAUCCACAUCUUCAUCCUGGUCAAGGCGCUCGUGAGUGUGCCCGAAACCACCGCCAUCAUGGCCGCCUACUUCUUCUGCGUGGCUCUGGGCUACACCAACAGCAGCCUCAACCCUGUGCUCUAUGCCUUUCUGGAUGAGAACUUCAAACGGUGCUUCAAAGACUUCUGCCUCUCAGCCAAACUGAAAGGUGAGAAGGUGUCAGGGAGCAAAAAGGCCCCCAGCACUGUGCGGGAGGCCGCUGUUCCCCUGGAGAACCCAGACGGGACUAGUAAGCCAACAUGA
Messenger RNA from Toxotes jaculatrix (banded archerfish), 1128 nucleotides. RefSeq names its product delta-type opioid receptor-like. Gene Ontology annotation, molecular function: dynorphin receptor activity; neuropeptide binding. Gene Ontology annotation, cellular component: neuron projection; membrane. Lineage: Eukaryota; Metazoa; Chordata; Actinopteri; Toxotidae. Gene Ontology annotation, biological process: neuropeptide signaling pathway; sensory perception of pain; G protein-coupled opioid receptor signaling pathway. The record is from RefSeq and is a predicted model, not a curated record. The transcript is spliced from 3 exons. The coding region runs from base 1 to 1128 and encodes 375 amino acids.